Molecule: messenger RNA, 9613 nt
Organism: Salvelinus fontinalis (brook trout)
Lineage: Eukaryota; Metazoa; Chordata; Actinopteri; Salmoniformes; Salmonidae
Product: whirlin-like
Exons: 12
Coding region: 914-3775 (953 amino acids)
Biological process (GO): sensory perception of sound; auditory receptor cell stereocilium organization
Cellular component (GO): cilium; stereocilium tip; photoreceptor inner segment
Molecular function (GO): protein binding
Source: RefSeq, a predicted model, not a curated record
UAUGCUCGGGAAGCUCGCGGAGACGCAUCUGCCGACUAGGUCAACGCAAGGCUGGAUAAAAAAUAAAGAGGGAUAUAAACAAAAAACUACCAGGAUUUUUUAAAACUCUGGAUUACUUGAAAAUGGCUGAAUUAUCUAUGCGUUAUUUGUAACACUUUUAGAGCUCCGGCUGGAUAUAUUUGGAUAGACAACUCCACAAUAUGAACUUCGGUCGCCGAUAAAGGAAUAACAACUCUUAUCAAGAAUAUCGCGCGUACUAUUUUCCAAAUCUUCCGCACACAUAAUGGUAGGCUUAAGUUUACCUCUUGAUAUUCACGAGUAGUAGACAUUUUUAAUUUUUUUGCGCUCAAGCUUUUCUCUAGUGCCUGUUGACGAGGUGAUAUCUGUGGAUACUGGAGAAGCAGCUCGCGGGCUACCUGAUCUCUUCAUGCACAAAAGCAAGACACGAGCUAAUGACACAGAAGCUUGUCGUGCUCGCCAUUACGCUCUCUGACAGGGUUGUGAGUUUUCUGACCAAGGUUCCGAAAUGUUUCUUCUAUUAGUCUAUUUCAGGUGCCUUUUUGACACAUGAUUAGCUUAACUUAUUACGCAUUAGGCCAACUGAAGUUCUGAUGUUAGGCUAGUAUUAAACUGCAAAUCUGUUGAGUAUAUCCUAUAGUUUGUGUUUGAAAUUAUAACAUUGUACUUAAGUUGUUUAUUUCAUUGCUCGAGGCUGCGUUCUAAGACUGCUGGAAUUCAGCCGGUUGGCUAAGCCAGACCCAGGCUCAAACCUAGCCAAUAUGACUAUUAGUGGAGUGGACGUCCUGCAGGAAUCGCUAUGCCACGCUCCGUUUUAAAGGAGCACAACCCAGGACUGUCAGACCCUAAUGCACAAAUGUCUCCCCGCUCCAGUGUUGCUGCGUGACCCAGUCACAUGUCUAGAAUGAGCACGGAUCUAGAGCGUAUGUCGCUCAACUCCUCCUCGGCCAACUCCGUGGCCUCGAGUGCCCGCACGCUGUCAGCCAAUGUCAAGAAGCUGCACAACGCGCUCAACCUGCUACUCAACGAAUUGGAGCGGGAGCAGUUCAUCCACUGCCUCAACGUGUACCACUCCAAGCGUAAUGUCUACGACCUGGUUCAAACACUUAAAGUCAUCCUCAAUGCGCCCAGCAAACGCCAACUUCUGCCCAUGCUACGGCAGGUCAUUCCCCGCUCCGACCAGCUUUUGUUUGACCAGCACACCUCGGAGGGCCUUUACUUGAAAUCGGAUUUACUUGCCAGAAAUGGGAGCGCCGAAGCGUUGGGCGAAGUUCCCAGUGGGAGUCCAACUCCUCCUGGGCAUUUCUUGCCAACACCUCCCGGAUCUCAAGUUGCGAUGCGCGGCUCUCCGGAUAGUUUCAGCACCAGCAGUGAUGGGACAGCUCCCCUCGUCCCGCUGCUCGGGAGAGGCUUUCUGCACGAGCCUCCAGGAGAGGUUCGACAAGUGACCCUGAAACGGCACAAGAGCAACGAGGGCUUGGGUUUCAGUAUCCGCGGAGGCUCGGAGCACGGGGUCGGCAUCUAUGUGUCUCUGGUGGAGCCGGGAUCCCUUGCCGAAAAAGAGGGACUAAGGAUUGGGGAUCAGAUUAUGAAAGUCAACAACACAGUGUUCGAUAAAGUCACGCAUGCUGAAGCAGUGAAGGUGUUGAAGGGCAGUAAGAAGCUGUCCCUGUGGGUGCGGUCGGUGGGGCGUAUCCCGGGUGGUUAUGUCACUAAUCAUGUGUACACCUGGGUGGACCCUCAGGGUCGCAGUGUGACCCCUCCCCCUGACCUCCCAGAGCACCGCAGUGCCACCCUGAGACGCAACGACAGCCAGCGACGCAGCAACAUGCAGCUACUGCAGGAGGGAGACGAGAAGAAGGUGAACUUGGUAUUGGACGAUGGCCGUUCGCUGGGUCUGAUGAUCCGGGGAGGGGCAGAGUAUGCCUUGGGGAUCUACAUCACAGGAGUGGACCGGGGCUCUGCUGCAGAGUGUGGAGGACUCAAGGUGGGUGACCAGAUCCUGGAGGUGAACGGGCGCAGCUUCCUGGGCAUCCCACACGACGAGGCGGUGCGCAUGCUCAAGUCGUCGCGCCACCUGAUGAUGACGGUGAAGGAUGUGGGGCGCCUGCCGCACGCCAGGACGGUGGUGGGGGAGACCAAGUGGAUCACUAGCUCCCAGAUAGCAGAGAGCUCCGCCAGUGGCAGCGUGGCCGGCUUGUCCAUGGACCAAGGAGCCUCAGCAUCAGGAAAGCCGGUGUUCUAUAAGGGUGUGGCGGGCUCCCAGGUGACCCUGUCCAGCCUGGUGAACCAGAGCAGAGCCAUGCUGGAGGAACAGGCCCGCCACCUGCUGACGGAGACAGAGAGGCAGACCAUGGGCUACUACGUGGAGGAGUACCGAGACGGACACAUAGAGGUGGAGCAACUGGUCAUGGCCCUGUUUGAAUUGCUCAACACACACGCCAAGUUCUCCCUGCUAUCAGAGGUGCGUGGCCUGGUGACACCCCAGGAUCUGGAGCGUUUCGAUGGGAUGGUGCUGCGCCGCGAGAUCCAGGCUUUGAAGGCCCGGCAGGGGGGUGCCAGUGCGGCCGCCCUCCACCCUGACUCCCUCUCCAUGGUUUCCUACCCAGAUACCCUGGCCUCCUCGUCAGCCAGCUACAUGACCUCCACCACCCUCAGCUCAGCACGGAAUGACAGUACGGUGGAGAGUAAUGGGGGGGAUACUCAGGAGAGUCUGGAUGCGCUGCCUGACAUAUCUCUGGAUGAGGUGCACUCCACGUCCGAAUCUCCCCCCACCUUCAAACCUCCACCCCCUCCAGGGGUGCAGAGACGCCCCAGCAGACGGGACCAGGUCAAAAAGCUUCCCUCCUCCGAAUCCUCCUAUUCUGGGCUCUACUUCACCGCCCCCUCCCGUAACCCCCACAUUGACCAGAGGGGGGAGCAAGGACCCCCCUCCUCACCCAAGGUCCCCCCCAAAAAGGAUCCCUCAGUCCCCCCAAAGAAGGACCCCUCUGCCCCCCCUAAGAAGGAGAUGGCAACUGCCCAGCUCUCCAUGGUCAACAAGCACCCUAUAGGCCCCUUCCCCCGAGUCCAGUCCCCUACUAGGACCACCAAGCCUGCCGCCCCCUCUCCAUCUCCACCCCCUCCGCCGCCGCUCACUGCCCCAUCCGCACCGCCUCCACUUCCCCACAGCCAGGACAAGUCCUCCCCUGGCUCCAACAAACAGCACUUUGUCAUGGUGGAGGUCCAUAGGCCCAAUGCAGAGUCUGAUGUCAACGAGGUGCGGUCACUGCCCCAGGCACGAGGUGCCAACCUGUCCCAGCUGUCAGACAGUGGACAGACGCUGAGCGAGGACAGCGGCGUGGACAUUGGCGAGUCAGGGCGUUUCAGCAAGGAAAGCAGUCCCCGUCCCGCCCGCAUACGCCCCCCACGACAUCCCCAGGGGGCAGGAGGGGACACCCCUGCCAAACCGCCGGGUCUCUUGGAGCCCACCUCCACACUAGUGAGGGUGGCAAAGAGUGCCAGCACCCUCGGCAUCGCCAUCGAAGGGGGUGCCAACACUCGCCAGCCCCUGCCACGCAUCGUCACCAUACAGAGGGGCGGUUCGGCGCAUAACUGCGGGCAGCUGCGGGUGGGUCAGGUGAUCCUGGAGGUGAACGGGAUUUCCCUGAGGGGCCGGGAGCACAGGGACGCCGCACGCCUCAUCGCAGAGGCCUUCAAGACCAACGAGAGGGACCACGUGGACUUCCUGGUCACUGAGUUCAACGUGGCGCUAUAGGAGGAAGUAGAGGAGGUAGAGAGAGACUUGUCAUGGAGAAAGAAGGGAUGAGGUAUAGGCACGGCAGAGGUAGAGAGGAGAGGGGGGCUGUUGGGGCAAAGUGGUAUAGGCCUACAUACUGUAUUUUACAUGGGUUUAUCUACCAACUACCCUUGGUCCCUCCACCUUAGUAUCCUCCAGUUUAAUUCAAGCUUUAGCCCACACAACUAGACACGGAUACAGUUGCACUCUAAGUUGAGUUGCACCCAUGAGAUUUCGGUAACACUUUACUUGACAGCCAGUUUCAUGACACAUUCAUAACCAUGUCAUAUGUCAUGACAGCUGACAUAACGUGUCAUAACCUGUCAUAAUAUGGUCAUAACACUGUCAUGACCCAUACAGUUACACAUGUUGUGAUAUAUAUUGUGUUAUUUUAUGGCUGGUUAUAAGAGUGCCAAAACCCACAUUUAUUCAAUUUAGUUUUUUCCCUGCCCAUAAGUUUCCUUUCAUUUGAAAGUGUGUUUCUUAAAUCCUUUGUUUUAAAAUAACUUUAUGGCACUGUCAAGAAGCAUUAUGACCAUCCUGUGUCACUUUACUUGAACUAAGAAAAUACACUUUAUGACACUGUCAAGAAGCAUUACGACCAUCUUAAUCAUAUAAGCCAGAUAGGCCUAUCACGUACGUGCCCUUAUAUCAGUCAUCAGUCAAAAAGAGGGUGUCUUGUCCUGCUCCUUCAUUCAUCCCAUUCAUCAGCAACAGAGUAUUGGGGUAGGUGCAUGUCUGACAUCAACAUGUUUGCAAUAACAAUGAUAAUUUAAAAACAAAAUAUAUAAACUCAGCAAAAAAAGAAACGUCCUCUCACUGUCAACUGUGUAUAUUUUCAGCAAACUUAACAUAUGUAAAUAUUUGUAUGAACAUAACAAGAUUCAACAACUGAGACAUAAACUGAACAAGUUCCACAGACAUGUGACUAACAGAAAUGGAAUAAUAUGUCCCUGAACAAAGGGGGGGUCAAAAUCAAAAGUAACAGUCAGUAUUUGGUGUGGCCACCAGCUGCAUUAAGUACUGCAGUGCAUCUCCUCCUCAUCGACUGCACCAGAUUUGCUAGUUCUUGCUGUGAGAUGUUACCCCACUAUUCCACCAAGGCACCUGCAAGUUCCCAGACAUUUCUGGGGGGGAAUGGCCCUAGCCCUCACCCUCCGAUCCAACAGGUCCCAGGCGUGCUCAAUGGGAUUGAGAUCUGGGCUCUUCGCAGGCCAUGGCAGAACACUGACAUUCCUGUCUUGCAGGAAAUCACACACAGAAUGAGCAGUAUGGCUGGUGGCCAUGCUGGAGGGUCAUGUCAGGAUGAGCCAACAGGAAGGGUACCACAUGAGGGAGGAAGAUCUCUUCCCUGUAACACACAGCGUCGAGAUUGCCUGCAAUGACAACAAGCUCAGUCCGAUGAUGCUUUGACUCACCGCCUCAGGCCAUGACGGACCCUCCACCUCCAAAUCGAUGCCACUCCAGAGUACAGGCCUCGGUGUAACGCUCAUUCCUUCGAUGAUAAACGCAAAUCCGACCAUCACCCCUGGUGAGACAAAACCGCGACUCGUCAGUGAAGAGCACUUUUUGCCAGUCCUGUCUGGACCAGCGACGGUGGGUUUGUGCCCAUAGGCGACGUUGUUGCCGGUGAUGUCUGGUGAGGACCUGCCUUAUAACAGGCCUACAAGCCCUCAGUCCAGCCUCUCUCAGCCUAUUGCGGACAGUCUGAGCACUGAUGGAGGGAUUGUGCGUUCCUGGUGUAACUCAGCAGUUGUUGUUGCCAUCCUGUACCUGUCCCACAGGUGUGAUGUUCGGAUGUACCGAUCUUGUGCAGGUGUUGUUACCCGUGGUCUGCCACUUCGAGGAUGAUCAGCUGGCUGUCCUGUCUCCCUAUAGCGCUGUCUUAGGCGUCUCAUAGUACGGACAUUGAAAUGUAUUGCCCUGGCCACAUCUGCAGUCCUCAUGCCUCCUUGCAGCAUUCCUAAGGCACGUUCACGCAGAUGAGCAGGGACCCUGGGCAUCUUUCUUUUUGUGUUUUUCAGAGUCAGUAGAAAGGCCUCUUUUUAGUGUCCUAAAUUUUCAGAACUGUGGCCUUAAUUGUGUACCGUCUGUAAGCUGUUAGUGUCUUCACGACCGUUCCACAGGUGCAUGUUCAUUCAUUGUUUAUGGUUCAUUGAACAAAUAUGGGAAACAGUGUUUAACUUCUUAUGGCUGCAGCCCGAGGCCGCCCACAAUAUGACAACAGCCAGCUCAGGUGCAGGGCGCGAAAUUCAAAAUAUAUUGUUUUUAAAUAUUGAACUUUCACACAUUAACAAGUCCAAUACAGCAAAUGAAAGGUACACAUCUUGUGAAUCCAGCCAACAUGUCCGAUUUUUAAAAUGUUUUACAGCGAAAACAGCACGUAUAUUUAUGUUAGCUCACCACCAAAUACAAAAAAAGGACAGACAUUUUUCACAGCACAGGUAGCAUGCACAAAGCCAACCUAAUUAACCAAGAACCAACCAAACUAACCAACAAACAACUUCAUCAGAUGACAGUCUUAUAACAUGUUAUACAAUAAAUCUAUGUUUUGUUCGAAAAAUGUGCAUAUUUCAGGUAUAAAUCAUAGUUUACAUUGCAGCUACAAUCAGAAACUGCACCGAAAGCAGACAGAAUAAUUACAGACACCAACGUCAAAUACCUAAUUACUCAUCAUAAAACAUUUCUGAAAAAUACAUAGUGUACAGCAAAUGAAAGACAGGCAUCUUGUGAUUCCAGCCAUUAUUUCCGAUGUAUUAAGUGUUUUACAGCGAAAACACAAUAUAGCGUUAUAUUAGCUUACCACAAUAGCCAGAAAGACAAGCCAUUUCCCAGCAGUAAAAGUUAGCGAUCGUAACAAACCAGCAAAGGAUAUAUAAUUUUUGACUAACCUUGAUAUUCUUUAUCAGAUGACAGUCCUAUAACAUCAGGUUAUACAUACACUUAUGUUUUGUUCGAAAAUGUGCAUAUUUAGAGCUGAAAUCAGUGGUUAUACAUGUUGCUAUCUUAGCUACUUUUUCCACAACGUCUAAAUAGCAACGAUAUUUUUCUGACACGUUUUCUGACACAUAUUCUGACCAAAUAGCUAUUCAUAAACAUAACUAAAAAAUACAUGUUGUAUAGGAAAUGAUAGAUCCAUUAGUUCUUAAUGAAAUCGCAGUGUUAGAAUUCUAAAAAAUAACUUCAUUACGACAUCCAGCUUCGGUAUAGCUGAGUACCCCAAAGUUGGGCGCCGGCGACUAGUUCACAUGCACGACAGAUAUAUGAAAUAGCAUUAUAAAAUGUUUCUUACUUUUGGUGAUCUUCCAUCAGAAUGUUGGACAAGGUGUCCUUUGUCAAGAACAAUCGUUGUUUGGAUUUAGAACGUUCAUUUUCCCUCUUGAAUUAGCAAGCGCACUUGCCAAGUGGCUCGAAGCUCUCCCUGUCAACAAACGGAAGAGAACGGAACACGGCAAAACUCCCGAAAAAUGUUCAAUAAUCUCAUGAAACUAUAUUGAAAAAACAUACUUUACGAUGAUAUGGUUACAUGUAUCAAAUAAAAUCAAAGCCGGAGAUAUUAGUCGCCUAUAACGGCAGCUAAACAGAAGGCAAAUCCAAGUCCCCUUUCGUGCUCUCCAGAAAACAGGAAAUGGGCGGACACGUCAUACAAAGAGCUUGUGUUCCACUUCAGACCAAGAUAAACACGAAAUUUCUUCUCUCACCGCCUCUUGACAUCCAGGGGAAGGUGUAUGAAGUGCACGUAUACUAAUACGUAUCAUGCCCAUGUAUAGGCAGGAAGUAGAACAGAGCAUCGAUUUCAGACUUUCCACUUCCUGGUCAGGAAGUUUGUGCCAAAGGAGUUCUGUUUGACUCACAGAUAUAAUUCAAACGGUUUUAGAAACUAGAGAGUGUUUUCUAUCCAAUAGUAAUAAUAAUAUGCAUAUUGUACGAGCAAGAAUUGAGUACGAGGCCGUUUGAAAUGGGCACCUUUUAUCUGGCUACUCAAUACUGUCCCUGCAGCCCAAACAGGUUAAACCCUUUACAAUGAAGAUCUGUGAAGUUAUUUGGAUUUUUACAAAUUAUCUUUGAAAGAUACUGUUCUGAAAAAGGGAUGUUUCUUUUUUUGCUGAGUUUACAAUAUAAACAUACUGUUGACACGUAGGCUAUGGUUUAAUGGAAUGUUUUGCCUUGUGUGGUAGGUUAUGUGAGUUUUGACACUCUUAUGUAGCUGUCAUAACCAGCCAUAGAAUAACGCAAUAUAUGUCAACACAGGUCUAGAUAUAUGUGUCAUGACAGUGUUAUGACAUAUUAUGACAUGGUAAUGACCGUGUCAUAAUAUGUUAUGGCGCUGGGUGUCAAGUAAAGUGUUACCGAGAUUUCUCCCGUGGAUCAUGGACUUCCACCGUCCUUGUGACCUUGGUUUGUGGGAUACUCCCUGUAGUAGUCCCUUCUCUUGCCUGUGUGUCUCUAUAUCUCAUGUGCUAUCACUCUUUCUGUGUUGGCUAGUGGCUACAUUCUGUGGAUCUCAAUUGGACACUUGGACAAUGAGGCCAUCGGCACUAGAGCUCUAGCUGAAGAUGUGCUCCUACAGUGGUCAGUCUGCAGUCGGUGUCUACUAAUCCAUGUCGGUCUGAGAGACAACCGCACACGUUAGAGGCACCGGCUGUGUCCCACACGGCACUCUAUUCCGAUAUAGUGCACUACCUUUGACCAGAACCCUAUGGGCCCUGGUCAAAAGUAGUGCACUAAAUAGGGAACAGGGUGGGACGCAUGCUCGCUUUCCUUCCAGCAGAGAGGAAGAGGCAGGUGAAAACACCAUUUUCCAAUGCCAUUUUGUUUUUGUAUAUGUACAAAUGAACAAAUGUACAUACAACAAAAAAAUAUAUAUAAAGAUAAUCUAUGAAUUAUAAAAACCUAAUCUUAUAUGCUUAAAAAAAUAGAAUACUUCAAAGUGUAACUGUUAAGUCGCUUAAUCGCUCCGCUUUUCUGCAAACAUGUCCUCAAGUGAAGAGUAAUGGAGAUGAUUGUGAUUUAAUUGCCCUCUCUGGCAACGCUAGUGUUUGUGUUUGCGCAGAGGGCUUGCUGGGACCUGUGUCACCUAGUAAUUACUAUGCCUAAGAAGUGGUAAUGAGGCAUUGGGGAAAAGGAACUGCUACAGAAGCUCUCUUUGAGACACACUCCCAGAACACACACGUGGACCAGCACACACACGCAGGCAUGCCGUCUUACCACACACACACACACUCUCUCACACGCACACACAUACUCUCUCACACGCACACACACUCUCUCUCACACACACACACAAACACACACCCGCAUACAUACAUACGGGAAUGAGGAGGGAGUCAUGCCAAUCAGAAAGAAGAGAGGAAGGAGGAACAAGAGGAUUAUUUUUUUUCCUCUUUGAGAGAGAGAGGGGGAAAGGGGGUGUGCAAGGUAGUGAUGGGAAGUUUGUCUCUUUUAUUGACUAAGAUUUUUUCAACUCGUUCAGUCAAAAGAACAAAUUGUUCGACUCAUUUCGUUAAUUUGAGUCUGUAAUGCCCAGAGCACAUAGGACCUUCUAACACCGAGCGAUUAACUGAAAAAUCGAAAGAGUCAUAAUUCGACAAGUCUCUUGUUCACAUCUCGUUCACCAUAGCGGGCUUAUUGGAGCUGUCAUUUGUGACUGAGACAUGUAAACGUGUGCUAUAAACAAUGUACAUUAGGCAUACAAAUAAGAUUAGCCUAUUUCUUCAUACAUUUGAAAUGAGGUGUGGUUGUGGCCGGUCUAGAUUGUGAAGGACUCUUAAAUGACUGAGGGUGAUAAGCACAAUGUCAUUCGUGAACUGCAGCCCC